Molecule: messenger RNA, 3125 nt
Organism: Amyelois transitella
Lineage: Eukaryota; Metazoa; Arthropoda; Insecta; Lepidoptera; Pyralidae
Product: glutamate receptor ionotropic, kainate 2
Exons: 16
Coding region: 133-2895 (920 amino acids)
Biological process (GO): synaptic transmission, glutamatergic; monoatomic ion transport; modulation of chemical synaptic transmission
Cellular component (GO): plasma membrane; postsynaptic membrane
Molecular function (GO): glutamate-gated receptor activity; transmitter-gated monoatomic ion channel activity involved in regulation of postsynaptic membrane potential
Source: RefSeq, a predicted model, not a curated record
CUAAUGACGAAAACGUCGCGACGCCGGCGUGUGUUCGCAGCGCCGCGACCUAAAAUUGUUCUCCAAAAAUAUCUCAGACGCCGUGGAGGCGGCAGCCGCAUCACAUCUGUAGGCUAACAAUACUAUAAAUGAAUGAAUAUAAACAUGUAUCUGUUAAAUCUUUUAUCUAUCAUUCUGUUCCAUCAAAUGAUGGAAGUAGAAGCCAUGACCACUAGUAGUUUCCCCAUCGGUGGCUUGUUUAAUAGUGAAUCAAAUGAGAUUUCCAAGAGGGCUUUUGAGAUUAUUACACAAACGAGUGGGGCUAAGGCCAUUUAUGGGCGAACAAUGAGUUCGGUUGCUGAAGAUAGUUAUUCUAUUGCAUUAGACAUGUGUCCCAGGACAUCUGGUAACAAAGGUAUCGUAGCCUUAAUUGAUUCAAGACCCACCAAAGGAAUUUGCGAUACGUCUUGUUUACUAUGCAAUAGAUUAAAUAUUACACAUCUGGCUUUAGGCUGGCAACCGAUUGAAAAGAUAGAACAAAAUCUUUUUACCUUUUCUUAUCAUCCACCACCUGAAAUACUAUCGAAAGCAUACGCGAGACUUAUAAAGGAUUUACAAUGGGACAAAUUUACUAUAUUGUAUGAGGAUGACAGUAGUUUUAUACGUUUACAAGAAAUAGUAAAUACGUGGCCUCAAGAUCGCACUCCAAUAUUGUUUAGAAAAUUAGACCCAGAAGAAGAUAAUAAGGAGACGUUAAAGCACGUGAUAAAAGUGCUUCACAUGAGCUACCACGUUUUGGACUGUAAAGUUGAGAAUGUAAAUAAAUAUAUGGAACAAAUAAUUGAAGUAGAAAAUUCAACAGAAUAUUUGAGUUUCAUAUUAACCAACUUGGACUCGUACAAAAUUAACCUAGCAGAAGUUCCUGAGCUUAGAGCAAAUGUAUCAACAUUUUAUUUGACAACCGCUGGGGAAGAUAGGUGGAGAGAGAUAAAAAUAAAUCCAGACAAAGACCCAACAAAGCUAGAAACAGCGCUUCUUAUCGACGCACUAAGACAUGUAGAAACAGCAAUAAGAAGUAUGCAAGGCGAAGGUGAUAGCGGCAUGAGAUAUUAUUCAGAAGUCCCACUGGAAGACCCACCGGCAAUGUGUUUUAAAGAAAAUAAAGCAGAUUAUACGCCGUGGUCUAUGGGAGAAUCUUUAAGGCAGGCACUUAAGAACACAGUACUUAGAGAAGGUUUCACAGGCAACAUUGAAUUUGACGAUGAAGGAAAACGGACAAACUUUGUUCUACAAUAUUCCAAGUUAAACCAGGACAUGAAUUUUAUAAAUGUCGGCUACUGGGAUUCAAAGACUGACCUCAUAACGAAAGUAAACGAGAAUGUUUCGGAUCGCUCUACCGCGUUGAAAUCCAACGUAAUUAAGAUCGUAACUAGGUACGGUAAACCUUACUAUUACGAUUCUCCGAAUAGUACAGAAGGGUAUCGUGGAUACGCCAUAGAUUUGAUGGACGCUAUUUUCAAAGAGAUAAACCGUAAGAAGGGUCUCAACUUGGAAUACGAGUUUUAUAGAGCGCCUAACGACAAUUAUGGCAAGCAAAUUGAGGGAACUUCCAAGUGGAAUGGAAUUAUUGGCGAGUUAAUGGACCAUAGAGCCCAAUUGGGAAUAUGUGAUAUUACUAUUACAUCAGAAAGAAACGCUGUGGUUGACUUUUCGAUACCCUUUAUGACAUUGGGGAUCAGCAUGUUAUUUAGAGAACCUCCACCAGAAGAUCCCAACAAAUUCUCUUUCAUCAAACCACUAGCGUUGGAUGUGUGGUUGUACCUAGUGACGUUUUAUAUCAUCGUUUCAUUUGUAUUACUUCUGUGUGCCAGAAUGAGUCAAGACGACUGGGUGAACCCUCACCCUUGUAAUCAAGAUCCUAAGAACUUGCAGAAUAUUUGGAGUCUUUAUAACUGUAUGUGGCUCACUAUGGGCUCUAUUAUGACACAGGGAUGCGAUAUAUUGCCUCGUGGAGUGGGUUCUCGCUGGACAUCAGGUGUUUGGUGGUUCUUCGCUAUGAUUAUUACAGCUUCGUACACAGCUAAUAUGUCCACCUUCAUCAGUAACGACCGUAGAAGCAAUGAUAUUACUGACGUGAAGAGUUUGUCUGAGCAGAAUAAAGUCUCAUAUGGCGCUGUCUAUAAUUCUUCUACGUAUUUCUUUUUCAAGAAUUCUAAUGAUUCCGUGUAUCAAAAAAUUUGGUCAGUAAUGAGCUCAGCGAAACCUUCCGUUUUCCUUAACAACAACGAUGAAGGCAAAGAACGUGUAUUACGAAGUAAAACCGGCAACUUUGCAUUUUUCAUGGAGUCCUCAGCUAUCGAAUACUACAUACAGAGAAACUGUGAUUUGAAGAUGGUCGGAUCGAAAUUAGAUUCCAAGGAAUAUGGAAUUGCAAUGCCGAAAAAUUACCCACGUAAAGAAUGGAUCGAUAAUGCGAUUUUAUCUCUACAAGAACUUGGAGUAUUGACAGCUCUGGAGAAGAAGUGGUGGGAAGACGAGGAUAACGAAAAGCGGUGUCAGGACAGGCCCAAAGUGGAGGAUGACGGUGGCUCCUUGCAAAUGAAGAACACCAGUGGUAUUUUCAUGGUGUUGGCUUUGGGCGGUUUCUUGGGUCUCUGCAUUGCGAUCAUUGACUUCUUGCUGCAUGCAAGGCAAAUUGCUGUUAAGGAGAAGGUAACAUUUAAAGAAGCAAUAAAGAGCGAGUGGAAAGCGUCAUGCGACCCACGUGUGCUUCACAAGCCUGUGGCGCCGCCGCGCUCCGCCCCGCCUUCGAGCGGUAGUGGCUCGCCGUCUCCUCUCCGCGAGCGCUCUCAGUCACGAGCGGUGUCAGUUAUUCGGGCGGCAUCGUCGUUUAUUAACUUCGAGGAUACUUAUUAAAGAAAUAAGAAUAAACUGGCUUUAUAGUGGGUAAAAAUAAGUUAAAAAUAGGUAUCGGUAUUUACAACUUUUAGUUAUUUUAUUUUACUUAUUGCGUUGAUUGAAAAGUCAUCGAUUAACAAAAUAGAUAUACUAAAAAUAACAAAAUAAGGAAGCAAAAAGGCGCCCUAAGACAAGCGCGCUACGCUCCGCUUUACAGCGGCAGCCGCUCUCAUCGUCUUUUGACUACG